Molecule: messenger RNA, 4813 nt
Organism: Nerophis ophidion (straightnose pipefish)
Lineage: Eukaryota; Metazoa; Chordata; Actinopteri; Syngnathiformes; Syngnathidae
Product: glucoside xylosyltransferase 1-like
Exons: 7
Coding region: 1204-2571 (455 amino acids)
Biological process (GO): protein O-linked glycosylation via N-acetylgalactosamine
Molecular function (GO): UDP-xylosyltransferase activity
Source: RefSeq, a predicted model, not a curated record
GUUACUUGAUAAGAUAUCCUCAAUUUAAAUGUGUCUAUAAGAUAGAAAUGAGUAUUUUUAUUCUGGAAACAUGCAUUAUUCCAAAAUAAAAUUGUCAAACUAAGCAUCCUUGGAUGUUGCAAAAUCCUUAAACGUGAAACCCAAAAUAUCUUAUUUGAAUAGUUAUUUACUCAGUUGUAACAUUUUAAAACUAGAAUAGACAAAAUAUAAUUAUUCAUGCUAAAAUUAGGAUGUCGUAAAGCCAAUGACCAAAAAUAUGUAUAUAGCUCUUAAAACUAAAGACAUUUUUAGAAAAAAAAAGUUCAAUCUUGGCAGGUGGCAAAUCGUGCAGUGUAUACAUGUAUACACAGACUGUGUAUUCUAUAUGUAAUACAGCUGUUAUUUUCAUUGCAUCAUAUGAGGCGCCCUAUACAUGAACAAAACCUUUUUAACGGGAGGAAAUGCUCUGGUGGAUUUUUGCAGGCAGAUUCUAGGUUAGAUCUUAAAAAUGCAAAAAUAAUAAAUAGUGCACUGUCGAUACACAUGGAGGUACAGUGUGUGUUUUAUUGCAACCCCAAAAAAGAUUUGCAAUAAAAGAAAAGCAUUUGAAAUGUAAAAAUAUUUUGAUUGCAAAUUUUCUUUGGUUGCGUAAAAAUACAUUCAUCCCCAAAAUGAACAGCUUGUUUGAGAUUUAUUAUCUUAAUUGAGUACGGAUUAUUUUGCUACUGUUUUUUUUUUUUUUUUUUUUGCAAAUUGAUGCUUUGUUUACCAUCACCCUUUCCAGUACAAACCAUCCACAAAUGUUGAUUUUGUCUGCAGUGCAUAUUAAACAUGCAACAGUGUUGUCUGUCUAAUUGUAAAUAAUGCAGACGAGGCGUGUUAACUGAGUUCUCAACGUUUACUCACACAGCGUGCUGAUAAUCACAUUCUAGCUGCCGGUAUGGCGACAUACUACCUUCUUGGGGCUACCGCGCAUGCUCGUUAUUACUGUUGCAUGCUGGGUAGUGUAGGUCUUGUAUUCUCGGCCUAGUCCUAGCUCAUAACAUCACAGCAACUAAGCGACUGGGCGCGGCUUAAUCAUGUCCACACGUCAACAAACACGUCAGCCGCUCUAAACUGCAUGAAGUGUUUCGUCGCUUUGAAAGAUUAACUCGGGUUGCUCAAGUCAGUUUCUAUGUUGGCGACACAUACACCAAGAUGUCUCUAUAGGCCACAGAACGCAAGAUGCGAUGUUAUCUGCGUGCAUUUCUCCUGUGCGCCGGGGUCGCCUUCGUGUCGGUCACCGCGGAGGAUAGCCGGCGGAGGGGGAUCAGCGAGCUGACGGUAUCCGACGCAGGGAGGCAUGACGCGGGGACCGUUGUCAGGAAAAGCCCUGGAUUGACAGGCCGCAAACUGGACCGGUGUAAGUCACAGCCAGUUUCUUACUGGAAUCCAUAUUGGAGACUGCCUACUGAUGUUUGUGGACUCAACUGCUUUUUGGAAUCGUCCUUUGGAGACGACAAUAAGGCAGUCUAUGAAGCCGAGAAGCAAGGCGAGGGGAGCAGUCACGUGGCCGUGGUAGCCUGUGGACCCCGGCUGGACGAGACUCUAACCAUGCUGAAGUCUGCCGUCCUGUUCAGCAAAAAGCCUGUGAAAUUUUACAUCUUUGCCGAAGACGAGCUUCACAGCAGCUUCAGAGAUGCACUUCACUCCUGGCCUCGAUCUGUUCGGGCUCGGUUCAACUUCACCAUCUACUCCAUCAUUUUCCCUACGGAGAAUGAGAACGAUUGGAGGAAACUCUUUAAACCGUGUGCCUCUCAAAGGCUCUUUUUGCCAGUAUGUUCAUCCAACAUCUUCAGCAAUCAAACAUCUACAAAAAUAAUGCUAAAAAAUAAAUUUGCUAUUUUCCCUAAGCUCAUCCUGAAGGAGGUGGACUCCUUGCUGUAUGUGGACACAGAUAUCCUCUUUCUGCAGCCUGUGGAAGACAUCUGGGCCCUCUUCACGGAGUUCAACGCAAGCCAGCUGGCCGCCGUGGCUCCAGAACAUGAGGAGCCACGUAUCGGCUGGUAUAAUCGCUUCGCCCGCCACCCUUACUACGGACAGACUGGCAUCAACUCAGGGGUCAUGCUCAUGAACAUGACACGCCUCAGGGAAACUUUUUUUAAGAAUGAUAUAACUGCUGUUACACUUAAGUGGAGUGAAAUAUUGAUUCCCCUCCUGCACAAGUACAAACUCAACAUCACCUGGGGGGACCAGGACCUUCUCAAUAUCAUAUUCUACCAUAACCCAGAAAGCCUCUAUGUGUUCCCCUGCCAAUGGAACUACCGUCCAGACCACUGUGUUUAUGGCAGCAACUGCAAGCUGGCAGAGAAGGAGGGCGUCUUCAUUCUUCAUGGGAACAGGGGAGUCUACCAUAACGAAAAGCAGCCAGCGUUUAGAGCCGUCUAUGAGGCCAUCAAACAGUACUCCUUUGGCGACAACAUGGAGACCUCACUGCUUCAGCCCCUGGAAGCAUCUCUACAGACCACCACACAUUCUUAUUGUGGACGGGUGAGCCACCUGUUUACAAAGAAGCUGAAACAGAGUAUAAAGUCUGUCAUACAGGGAAGGUGAUUACGGUAGUCCAGAAAUCACACCCCAACUCCCAAUACCGUAAUUUAGAUCUAUUCUGUCAAGUAUCAUAUUUUCCAGACUAUAGAGCAGACUGGUAUAUUAGCCGCACCACAGGGUGUAGGCUAGUAUAGUACUGCCAUACUAUUGAAUCAUAUCCGGUACUAUACCGCCACUAAAAGGUACUGCCCCCACCCCCCCUCAUGACAUAGCUGGUCUUACAAGCAGAGGAACAUGUUUGGCAGUGCACAAUCACAGUACUUACAAGCAGACACGGUGUGUAUACAUAAAAAGGAGAAUGGAAGUAUUUCGGCCAAAAAAAGUAAAGAUAAAGGUCAAGUUAUAACACUGAAACGCCCUCAGGAAGAGGUGCUUUAAGACAUGGCUAGCUAGCUAGCGGCUGCUGUCCUUCCGCAGUCGGAGGUGUUUUAGCUACCUCUAAUUCACUAAUCCUGGCCUCAAUGGCGACAAAUAAAGUGCGUUUCUUACAAGUAUUAUUGUCACUGCAGGACGAGGAAUAGCUAAACUUACUUAAUUAAACGCCGUAGGAUAUAAUAGUUCACCGCUAACAAAAGCUAGCGCUCCUCAAUGUAAACAAAUUCACUGUAUCAUUACAGUGGAUCUACACCUGACAUCCACUGUAAUGAUACCAAGUACAAUAGGAUAUCUAGUCAUUAUUACUAUGAUUACAUCGAUAUAUUUUUUAAUCAUCGCAAAAUCUUUUUUAUUCAUAUUAUGUUUAUAAACUCAGUAAAUACGUCCCUGGACACAUGAGGACUUUGAAUAUGACCAAUGUAUGAUCCUGUAACUACUUGGUAUCGGAAUGGGUGGAAUCAUUCAAAACUAAUGUAAAGUAUCAGACAACCGAAGAAUAAGUGAUUAUUACAUUUUAACAGAAGUGAACAGAAAAUACCCAAAUCCAUCCAUCCAUUCUUUUGAGGUCGCGGGGAGUCGCUGGUGCCUCUCAGAUGCAUUCGGACGGUAGGUGGUGUACACCCUGGACAAGUCGCCACCUCAUCGCAGAAAAUAAUCAAAUAUUAACAGUAAAUGAACAGGUAGCUUAAUAAUUCAUUUUUAAACUUUGUCUUUCAUAAUGUUGACAAAAUAAUAGAAUAUAAAUGACACAAUAUGUUACUGCAUACGUCAGACUAAUUAGGAGCCUUAGUUUGCUUACUUACUAAUAAAAGACAAGUUGUCUAGUAUGUUUACUAUUUUAUUUAAGGACAAAAUUACAAUAUGAAACAUAUGUUUAAUGUACCGUACAUUUUUUUGUUAAGAUGAAGCCAAUAAUGCCAUUUUUUGUCAUCUUCUUCAUUUACAAAAGUAUGAAAAAACAUUUGUGUACCAGUACCUAAAUACUGGUAUCAGUACAACCCUAAGUGCGCUAAAAAAAUGACAAGAAAUGACAGGCAAAAGUCAAUUUCUAGUUCCUAACCUAUCUGUUUUAAACACUUUUGAAAGUAUGUCAUGACUAAUUCUGCAAAUCUGCCCCUCCGCCCAACCCACCAAGUAGUCUGUGGGAAAGACGAAUCUUCGUGUUUUAAGUAAAUAAACGACCUGUAUCUUUGAAUAGUUCCAUGCCCUUCAUCUGUUUUCAAACAGUUCCACGGCUUUCUUCAAAGAUUUUUGGUACAUGCCUCCCAAUAAGCUGCAUGACAAACACAUAGGUGCCUACUGAAUUAUUAUCUAUUUAUAACUGCCAUACUGUGUGUGUGAUUUGAGUGGUACUACUUAAUUUUUUAUGUGUUUGAGUGCUGCUUCAUAUGAAAUACUAUCAGCACUUCCUUUUCAUUUUCCCCCUCACCAUGGAAGAAAACAUGUCGAGAUUACUUUGGCCCUCCAAAGAUUAUUACAUUUCACAGCAGAAAGAGGGGGAUAUGUAUUAAUGGCAAGAUCAUGACAAUAAUAAGAGGAAUAAUACAUUUUGUUUAGAAUCACUUUUCAAAAAAACUUAAUUCGCAACAAGUAGAGUUAACAGAAUAUAUGACUUCAUACACACUACCUACAGUCCAGUAAGGUAGAAUAAAGAACAAUUGUUCCUUUCUAUUUUCACAUUUUGGUACAAAUGAGUGACUUGUGACAAAGCCAAGCAAAAUAAUGACUUGAACUGGUUGUGUUAUGUCUUUAAAUUAAUUAUUUAUAUUAUAUUCAAUAUUUGUACGAGCCAUGUACACAGCUGUAAUGUUUGCAGCUGAUGCUAGCAUUAAACUUGAAUGUCUUAAAGUAAAGUGGAAAAUCAAGUUGA